Molecule: messenger RNA, 1689 nt
Organism: Colletotrichum acutatum
Lineage: Eukaryota; Fungi; Ascomycota; Sordariomycetes; Glomerellales; Glomerellaceae
Exons: 1
Coding region: 1-1689 (562 amino acids)
Source: RefSeq, a predicted model, not a curated record
AUGGCGCCUCUCGAGGAGCAGAGCGUUGGCCAAGUCUGCCACACUCCGUGGCUUGAGACCUUUCUCGAUGGUCUGAGCUACGGCGAAUCGCCACCACAAAGCAUGCCACUCUUGCUCUCUGAGUUCAUCGACAAUGAGUACAGGUUUCAAGACAUGGAUAGCUUCAAGAAGAACUGGAUGGAUCUCGAAGACAGCUGGAGAUUGCCACUUAACAUCGAAAAGGACUGGGAAAGCCACCCGGAGUAUCCCAUGGGUCUCUGGGUUGGUUGGUUCAUCCCAGCCAUCAUCCGUCCGGGCUUCUGCUACAAGAAUAGAGGAAGCCUAUGCGUGAAUAGCUUCACUGCACCCCCCAUCAACAAUGCCACUGUCCGAAAGGCUUUCAAGGUCGUCUACAGAUUGGAUAGUGGCAUCGACCGGGAGCUGUACGCACUGUAUUCUCCUGAUGAGGAUGGUCUCUGUAAGGCCAAGCUUGUUCCUGGGGGCGCACAGAAUGUGUUCUUUUUCAAAGAGUGGAGAGAUGAUGCGGUUUGCGGCCGCUACAAUCGAGUAGCAACCUGGAUGGGAAAAGCCGACGCAGGAGCAAUGGAGGCGAACCUGGCGAGAAAAGUAGCGAUUGGGCCAUCUCCUUGGCAUUCACGCAUGUCCAAUGUGUCUGGCAAGCAUGAUGGCGUCAAAAGCAGCAAGGAGAAACGGAUUCUCGUCAAUGAGCCAUCGUCGCCGCCUCAAAGAUCGCAGGGAUCAGCAGAGGAAUAUGGAAGCAACGUUCUUUCCUCUGACUCGUCAAGCGAUUUGUACAUACCUGAGGAGUCCAGCAGAGACGAUGAUUCGGCAGACAGCGAGCCUCCAAGUACGACAAGACGUUACAAAAUGAAGACUGGAGACUACUCUACACCCGUGACCAGAUCAUCGCGCAGACGCUCAUCGGAGUCUGAAUCGAAGUAUUCUCAUUCGCACUCGAAAAAGUCACCCGCUCUGACAAGAACGCGGCUCUGGAGCCGUGGUACUCGCCGUGGGUCGGCAGGUAGUCCUCAAAGCAGAGGCGCCAGCCGAGGCAGCCCUCAAGCAUCAUCUUUGCGAGCCUCCGAUGACGGCAUUGCGAGCCCUUCAAACCGCCAGUCCAAUGACUUGGACAGUCUUCGCAAAAGCUCGGUACCUACUCACAACCUAAGUCCGCAAAAGAGGAAGAAGACACGAACUAGCGACACCGAAAGGUCUCAGACUGAGCCACCCCGAAAGCAACACCGAACUAGACAGGCCCGCAAGACACAUUCCGAUCAGUCAGACAAUCUUCAGUCAGAUAUCAAAUUUCUAGUCAAGGACGAGAAGAUCGGAGAGAGCGAUAUUGAAGUUCAGUUCGUCAAGGAGAUUCCAAUUAAGAGAGACGGGAAGAAGCCUCGUGACACUGGAGUAGCGAAUCGUACCCAGCCCCCGAGCGACAACGAUAGCAUUCUCUUUGUCUCAGGAUUCGUCGCAGCAGGAAAGCUAGCAUUAGUGGCUGGCAUUCCGGAUGCCUUCCCGCGUAAUAUCAUGCUCGAGACAUUUCGAGGACAUUUGACGUCUACGGAAAUGUCUCACUUCGAUGCCUUAGCCCAGAACCUUGUGGAUUCUGCGGGUGAAGACAUUCGCAUGAUGCUCGCGGAAACCCUCGAAGAAAAGUUGAGGAGCAGAUUGCCUGCCGUCAGCGAUUGA